GCUGGUCUCAGCUUUAAUCAUGUGUUAUUGCCACGUUUUAGAGCUUAACUUCUGUUGAGUCAGUAUUGCAAAACUGUUCCUGAAAGAGCUUUUGUUCUCACAAAAUUACAGACUUACUAUAUUCAAGGGCACAAAGUGUUAGCAGUGGCCAAGAAAUGUUUGAUGUAGCUGAGGGUGUAAGGGAUAAGCAGUGUCCAAAGCUACUCAUCACACUCUGACACCAUCAGCAUAGGUCAAUACCACUGUGUAGAAUGGAGCUAUUUGAAAACAAUUUUGUUUCGCUCCAGCUGUCUGUGAUUCAAACCUCAUCUCCUGGCUUGAGAAGAAGAAUGGUACGUUAAUCAUUACAAAAACCAGGAUGAGUGUUUUCUUCCUAUGUGCUGCCGUAGUAGAGCUGGCACAGCGCCCAUCUCCUCAAUUCACAGUGUCCUUAGUCAGUGUAGUGGGUUUGCUUGGCAAGGUUUUGGUAGCAGGGGACUACAGGAGUGGCUUCUGUGAGCAGUUGCCAGAAGCUUCCCCCAUGUCCAACAGAGCCAAUGCCAGAUGGAUCCAACACGGACCCACCGCUGGACAAGGCUGAGCCCACCAGCAACGGUGGCAGAGCCUUUGGGAUAAAAAUUGCUGCAAAACCACAACUGGAAGAGAGGAGUGAGAAUGUGUGAGAGGAACAGCUCUGCAGGCACCAAGCCUAUGAAGUGAUCUGACAUAUAUGAAAGAGAGGAAUAAAAAGCUUCCUUACAUACAUGAAUCUUUUAGUGAGCCUCUGAUCUGAUAUUUCCUCCUGAGGAGAAGCAGACAUCAUGAAGCAGAGAUUCAUUUCAUCAGUUCAAAUUAUUUUGCAACUUGCUCUGACUACAGCAGGUCUGACAGGUCAGUCAUACCCUGGCAAACCUAAGAUAAUAAGAUGUCGUUCUCUAGAAAAGGAAACCUUUUCUUGUUGGUGGAAGCCUGGCUCAGAUGGAGGCCUUCCUACCAAUUACACCCUGUUCUACAGCAAGGACAGUGAAGAAAAAAUCUAUGAAUGUCCAGACUACCAAGCAUCAGGUCCCAAUUCCUGCUACUUUGAUAAAAACCACACUAAUCCCUGGACAACAUAUAUUAUCACUGUAAUGGCAACGAAUGAGAUUGGAAGUAACAGCUCAGACCCUCAGUAUGUGGAUGUAACCUCCAUAGUUCAGCCAGAUGCUCCUGUGAACCUCUCUCUAGAAACAAAAACAUCUGCUAGUAUAACAUACCUUUGGGCAAAAUGGUCUCCACCUCCGUUAGCUGCUGUCAGCUCUAAUUCACAUGUAUAUCACUAUGAGCUACGACUUAAACCUGAGGAAAAGGAAGAGUGGGAGACAAUAUCUGUUGGACUGCAGACACACUACAAGGUGACUGGGUUACAAGCUGGGGUGAAGUACAUUGUUCAGGUCCGUUGCAUGUUAGACCUUGGAGAAUGGAGCGAAUGGAGCUCUGAAAGAAACAUCCAAAUCCCCAAUGGAGAGUCACCUCCUGAAAAGCCUACCAUAAUAAAGUGCCGUUCUCCUGAAAAGGAAACAUUUACUUGUUGGUGGAAACCUGGUUCAGAUGGAGGACAUCGUAUUAACCACACUUUGCUUUACAGCAAAGAGGGAGAAGAAAAGGUUUAUGAAUGUCCAGAUUACAAAACUGCAGGCCCCAAUUCAUGCUACUUUGAUAAAAAGCACACCUCUUUCUGGACCAUAUACAAUAUUACUGUGAGGGCAACUAAUGAAAUGGGAAGUAAUGUCUCUGAUCCUCAUUACGUGGAUGUGACUUACAUAGUACAGCCAGAUCCUCCUGUGAACAUAACUCUGGAAUUAAAAAAGUCAGUAAAUAGAAAACCAUAUCUGGUCCUGACAUGGUCUCCACCUCCACUAGCUGAUGUCAGAUCUGGAUGGCUUACUCUUGAAUACGAAUUGCGAUUAAAGCCUGAAGAAGGAGAGGAAUGGGAGACUAUUUUUGUUGGACAGCAAACACAAUGUAAAAUGUUUAGUUUAAAUCCUGGAAAGAGGUACAUUGUACAGAUUCACUGCAAACCUGACCAUCACGGAUCAUGGAGCGAGUGGAGCCCAGAAAUGUACAUUCAGAUUCCUACUGAUUUUAGAGUAAAAGAUAUGGUUGUGUGGAUCAUUGUUGGUGUCCUGUCAUCUCUAAUAUGCUUAAUCAUGAGCUGGACAAUGAUUUUGAAAGGGUACAGAAUGAUGGCCUUCAUCCUACCACCAGUUCCAGGACCAAAGAUAAAAGGCAUAGAUAAACAUCUGUUAGAGACAGGAAAAUCUGAAGAAUUACUGAGUGCUCUUGGUUGCCAUGGUUUCCCUCCAACAUCAGACUGUGAUGAACUACUGAUAGAAUAUCUGGAGGUAGAGGACAGUGAGGAUCAGCAACUCAUGCCAAGCCAUGACAAUCCCAGUAAAAAUAUGAGAAUGAUACCCAAGGAAACAGACAGUGACUCAGGCCGAGGGAGCUGUGAUAGCCCUUCCCUGCUCUCUGAGAAGUGCAGGGAGCCUCGUGCCCUUCCAUCAGCACUUCAAACACAAGAUGUAAGAGCUGUCCAAGAAAAUAAAGGAGCAAAAAGGAGCUGGGAAACUCAGUGUAUAGCCUCAGAACAGGAAGCACUCCUUUUUAACAAUGAGAGUACAAAGUCAUCCACAUGGCCUGCAGUUCAGUUACUACCUAAUAAUCAGCUUCCUGUGUUUGCUUACCACAGUACUGUGGAGGCACACACGAUAAUACUGAGUACCACAAAUGUGAACAUUUCACCAGUUUUGGUGGGAAAUGAAGAAAAGCAUCAGUCACGAUAUCCUGUCACUGAAGCUGUCCAUGACAACAUGGAAAAGCAAAGAGAGAUGGAGUAUUCCACAACUGAACAAACUACAGUGCAGGUCAAACAAAACAGACAUAAUGACAAGUCACCUUUCUUGAAUCCUAAACUAAUGGACUAUGUAGAAGUUCAUAAAGUCAGACAAGAUGAGGAGCCAACAGUAUUACUGAAACAUAAAGAUAAUAAUGGAAAGACCGAAAAAUACACUGUUCCAGGAACCAGCAAAGAAUAUACCAAGGUCUCAACAGUUGUGGACCAUAAUAUUCUAGUAUUAUUGCCAGAUUCACGCAUCCAGCACACACCUGUAUCUCAAGAACCUGCAAUGGAAACAUCACAGAACCUUCAGCAAGGUCAAGCUGAGAAAAAUAUGAGCUACUGCCUGACAGCUCCAAGUGACUGCAAAAGAGAGACCAGUGGGUCAGAGUAUAUGGACCCAUCUUCCUUUAUGCCCUCCUUUAAAUAACCAGUUAAUACAGUACAUACUUAUAUAUGUCCAGUAAAACAAAAUCACAUAGCGAACAGUCCUUCAAAAAAGCCUAGCCUCCAAAAGCCUAGUCUCCUGUGUGUAUUGUACAGAUAAUAAAAUAGACAGUGGGUUGAGGUAAUAAUCAUGGAAGUAAAUCAUGGAGCAUUAACGCACGUUUCUGACACAGUGAAAUGAGGAAGUGGAUAUUGCCAUGAAAAACACAUAGUAAAAUAAUUAUUCAGUUCUGCAAAGCUGUUAAUUGAUUAAGCCUGAGGGAGUACAAAGAUGAAAAUUGUUACGGGUCAGUCAGCACACCAUGGUGAUCGGAGCAGUUCCUAUGUUAGAUAAAUCAUUGCACAGCAGUAUUGUUAUCUACAGUGUCUUUUCUUCUGAAUUAAGAUUUCUUUAUAUUUUUUUCUCAAUCCUUGAGAAAAAAGGAGUCACUGUAUAUGACAAAUCACAGAUAAAAAGAAUAUAUUCUACAAAUGACAGUAAAAUAACAAAUUCUUCUAAGGAUAUUUUUGCUUUGUUUCAACGUGAUAGAAAACUUUGCAUCCCAUUCAUAUCCCAGUCCAGGCAAACCAAACAUGAAAAAAAUAGCAGGAUAAUAUUUGAUAUACUGCCUUACUGUAUAUAAUAUACAAUUCUACUUUAGUAUAAGCCCAUAUGUUUAACAAUAUAUUUUUAAAGGCUAUUUUUCUAUUAUCAACAAAAGAGCAAAAUAAAAUAUUUUUUAAUUUCCCAGUGUUAUUUAGCUACUUAGGAACUUUUCUGUUUCCUUCUGCUGAGACAGGAGUAACAAGUAAAGCUACAAUUUCUAUACAAAGCAUGAAAUUAAACUUUAUACUAAUUAAGAAUAUGAAGAAAUUUUUGAACUAUAUUUCUAAUAUAUUACAGAUAUAUUACUAUUUGAAUUGUAAAUUAUUUCUUUCACACCUUUUUUAUCACCUAUAAUUAUAUAAUUAAAACAGAAUCUAGGUUUUGAGAGGAAAAUUUCUUUCCCUUUGAAUUUAUAGUCUGACGCCAACAGUGAAUGGAAUGGUGUUCUCCUGCAUCCUUAGUCAUUGCACUUUUCUCUGAGUCUGGAGGAAAAGUUUGAAGUAAGAUUUUUCAUAAUGAAUUUAUGAACAUGAGUUCUGGAAACCAGCCUCUAAAGUCAAAGAUAAGAGGCAUAAAGUCUGAGUCAUAGAUCUGCUGAAAUAGCAAUGAGAAUAAGGAAAGGAGUCCAUGUACUAGAGCUGGAUGUAUGUCCCCAGAACAGCAGUGGGAACAGUAAGGAUUCAUUGUAUCCCAUGUAAACGGAGACAGAAUCAAAAUUGUACUGUAGUGGCUGUGAAAUUACUGUGGUCCUCCCUUCUUGAAACAAAAGUUUAAUUUACUCCAGAAAAGUACGACCAAGUGAUGACUGAUUAAAACUGGACCAAAUAUUUAGCCACUCUCACUAGCUUUAGGGGAAACUGGAAACAUAAGGUAAGGGAAUGGUUCUGUACAUGUGAAGGAAAGUGUAUUUGAUAAAUGGACUGACUCUCUUUUGUUCUUCUCCUUCCUGAACAGUUCUACGUUUCUCUAUAUUUUCAUGAUUUUAUGCACUGAACCAACCUUCCUGCAGUAUCAGGUACCUGCUGCAGAGCUAGCCAAAAGAGAAUUUCAGAUUUUGAAGGUCCCAGAAGGCCAUAUCUAAUUUGACAAAUCAGAUUCUCAUCCUUUACCUUCAAUGCCAUGGAACUGCUCAAGUACAGAUUAGUUGAGCUAUCUAGCCUUUCCACAGGCAGGACUUAGGAAUUUAACUGUUUGUCUGUAUGUCUAUAAACAUAUGUGUUAGUGUGGACUGUAACAUUUACUUUAGGCAUCAGAUUUGGAGCCUAAGUCCUCUAUACAGGUAAUGUACUGCUGACUUCCAGAGGCUGAUCAGAUCAGUCUGGCUGCUCUGAUGAAAGUGUGGGGAGAUAUCUUAGAUUCUUAAUACAUCCACUUAUUUAACACUUGAAGACAUGAAAUGGCUACUCCAGAGAGCAGCCAGACAUAAAACUUUGUUCAGUUAUGGUUAACAGAAUAAUUUUACUGCAGAUAUACUUUUUUCGUAGUAUAUCUUACAAAUUUCUAGAGAUGCUAAAAGUACUGCAAAGAAACUAUUGAGUUAUCAGAAAAAAACUGGAAUGUUUUUCAGGACAGCAGCUUGUCUGUGUGCAAGUAUGUAAGCUGGUUAUACACUAUGUCUGACAGUGUUUAAUUUACACUUCAGUUUUCUGACUGAAUCUGACAGAGCUAAUCCAGACCAGACACAUUCUCUUUCUUUACACAGAUAGUCACUUCUGUGUUGUUUCCUACACCUAAUGUUGUACAUAAAGACAUGCUGCUACAGGCCUUCUGGGAGGCAUCUAGUGAUGCACAGAAGGAUAUAGAAUCUUACCAAGCCACAGCCUAAGAAUGUUCCUCAUAUAGUGGAUUUCUCAGAUUAAAGCACAUGUGACUACACAGACCUACAACAGCAGCAGACUGUUGCUGUGGUAUUGAUUACUUUGUACCUGAGGCAAACUGGCACAACUUUUGGCAGAUUUUAAGAGUAUGAUUCAUCCCAUAGGCAUGUAUGCCUCCAGUAAUCCACAGAGGGAGAGAGUCAAAGAGUUUCUAUGCUUUGUCAUGAAUUAGUACUGAACUGCAAAAUAGCUGUAGCAUAAACUACAUCAUGUGGUGUUGAUUCUAUUCCACCUUUGCUGAUGAACAUCUCAAUAUGCCGGAUCAUCGUGGCUCUCAGUGAAAAGGUAAAUUCAGCCAGAGUGGAAAAGGGGACAUUUGCUCACUACAUGAAGUUUUGAGGGAUUUGCUAGUUAAAUAUAAUAUAAACACAAUUUUUAUAAGUAUACUUCAUUCUUUAAGCUGGACAAAUGUGCAGAUUGAUUAUUUUUUCCUUGGAUUUGCUUAUGUUCUCCAAAAUACCUUGUUACUCCCAAGGGCGGAGCAACACCUUCUGGAAGAGACCUUUAACAUCUGAAAGUAUAUGACAAAAAUAAUAAACUAUUGUUCUGUGAAAUCAGAAUAACCUUCAGCUAAGUGUUUGGUCCUUUGAAUGUUCAAAUAUUUAAUUCUUUCUGUUUGUGAUGAUAUUUUUGCUUGCAGUACUUAAACUUUUUAUUAGGAAAUAGAUGAGCUUUUGCAGCAGUUGUACACAGUCAAUUGGUGUAAAAUUAUGACACACCAGUAGGGAAUAACAGGCUCUUGACACCUCCUUUGAUAUCCAAAGGGAUGAAGUAUACAACAGAAUUUACCCCAGAAACAGUGAUUAGCCCAAUAGCUCUUGCACCAUAAGUCAAAUUUGUCACUUUGAAUAAUUAUUCUAAGAGUGCAAAUGAUGUUUUCAAUGUCAAAGCUAUGCAUGUGUCAUUCAUAGUGUGAAUUACUUUGUAAUAGCAUAAAAGCCCUAAAAGGAAGAAUAAAGACUCUUCAAAAUAAUUAGUUUUAUAAAAUUCAUAAAAUUGAAUAUAUAUUUUUAAUUAAUUACCUUUCCUUUUGACUCAGACUAAUUUUAUUAACUUUUUUUCAGUACUGACAAAUAUGAUUCAUUAUUGUACAUUUUCUAAUUAGACUUUUUUUUUAGCAAGGACAUAUUUGAUGUACUAUUUUAGUAUCUCAGUGUUAUAUUCCAGACUUCUAAAGAAAUACAUGUUAUUGAAUUGGCACGUGUGCUCACAAAGCUCACUGUCACACAUAAUGCAGCCUUGAAAAUGGUCUUAACAUCAUGUAACUACAAAGAUUAUUUCAUAAAAAUGCAGUAAACUGACCUUAUAUAAUAUUAGUAAGAGGAUAUAUGUGUUUAUGGAAUAAACUGUAAAACAAAUAUGUAAUGAUGAUUUAUGUUAAAGCAGUGAAUUUUGUAGUAUAUCUGUCUAUGUGUCUAUGUUUAAAUGGCUGAAAAAUAGACAGUUGCUUUAAAUGUCAUUUAAGUAUUUAAAGUGUCGUGGCAGCAGGUGUUCAAAAUGAAUAAGCAGAAUUUUUUUGUGCUCUCUGAAGCAUUGUAUGUGUGGGGUUCACCUCAUGAAACCUGUAAGUGUAUUUCAUAAUUUUACAGUAACUGUAAAUGAUUUGAGGGUGUUGUGCAAGGAAACUGAAGUCACUUAAGCCAGUUGAUAGAUACCAGACAUCUUCUACAAAGCCAUAAAGACAAAUAAAAUGAAAAAAAUGUCAUGAGAUCAGGCAUCAUAUUCUCAAAUAAUUGCUACCUCAGAUUUUUUUUUUCUCCCUUUAAAAGGCAGGCAAAACCAUUUUGCUUUUUGUACAAAAUAGUGCAUCAGUCUAUCAAGAUUUAAAAAGACUUAUUUUUAAAUCCAAAUUAUUUUUGUUAACAAACGGCUUGUCAUGGAAUCGUCACUUGUUUUGCACUGGUAGUAUGAGGAUGAGAUAUUUGAGAUGAGUGGCAAAAUUAAAUAUUUUUAAUGUGAAAAAAAAAACACUGAAAAUUCCAUUUUGUAGGAAAAGCCAUGUUUCCCAGCUUGGCAGUCAAACAUCAGUCCCUUUCCUGACCUGAAAAGUUUAUUGCCACUGCCCAUGUUGCCAGGUUGCUAGGACUGAGCGAGCCAAAUUUCCAGAGAUGCCCUCAUUCUGGAUCUAAGCAUUUAUCAAUACUUGCUAUUUAGAAAUACCUGUUUUCAGCUGAGUUCCUAGGAAGUAAAUCUUUUCUGUCUCUGAAUAAGCAAAAGUGGAGACGCCUACUCUCAAGUGUCUCAAACCCUCAUAUUAAAUUCAGACUCCGGUUCCCUUGGGUGUGGAAAGAUGGACUGAAUUACAAUUUGAACAAACUUGUGACCCUGCCUUGAAAAUUAUUUUGAAACAAAUCAGGGAAUUUCUUCAUCUUUCCUGUGUAUGUUGAGCAGGAAAAUAAAGAUAAGUGGAUACAUAAAUACAUAAUAUAUGGGGAUAUAAAGAGCUUAAUGAUCAUAGAAACAUAGAAUUGUUUAGGUUGGAAAAGACCUGUAAGGUCAUAGAGCCCAAAUGUUAUCACAGCACUGCCAAGUCCACCGCUGAAUGACGAGAACAGGGACAAGGUUGCUGUAUGUGGCAGAAUGGGAACAGUACAGUCACUAUAGCACAGUACAUGGGUAGAUGAUGAAAGAAAAAAUGCAUUUUGACAACUACUGAGAAGAGGAGGAGGGAGAACAGAAAAUGGAAGUGAAAGAAUCAAAUGUAAGAGUAGACAGGAAAAAAUGAGAACUAGUAGAGCUGAGAGGAGUGAUAAAUGAGUUACUGAGGAAAAAAAAAAAAGAGAAGAAAAUACUUCUACAUCAAAAGUGGGAAUAAGCACAGCUACCUGAUACAGUCCACGAAAGUAGUAAAGCCUUAUUAAAUGCUAAAGAGCUGGCAAAAUGCUGAAAUCAGCUACUAUGGAUCAGCUAUUACAUAUGAAGGAAAAAGUCCUUCAACAACAUGAGAAGUUGUCAUUCACUUCCUAUCAGUUACAGGGUUUCCUUCCGCAUAUCUGAUAUUGGUCCCAGGCAAGCACAGUACUUGAAGAGCUAGAUUCUGCAUCUGAGUGCUAUUGCAUUUCCUACAUUCCUAAGGAAAAAAGCUCCAGAGGAAUAAAGUGUACCACACUGCUUUUAAAAGCAACCUUCAAUUUUUCAGACAGAUAUACAGAUUAGGUGUAUUUAUCCAUUUACUUUGUCCCACACAUAUGCCUACCAUUCUUAAACAUUCUUCUGUUUUUAUUUAUUAAAGUUAAUGCAAUGACCUAGAAGCUCCAAGGGAAAAAAUAUUUUGGGGAUAUUAAAAGAGUCUCUUGGCAUUUCUGGGCGUUGUUUCAAUUUGUACCCGGGACAAUGUAUCUGUUAAUAUUUUCCUUAAUCAGAAAGUCUGUCUUGGUGAUAAAUCCGGAAAAUUUUAGAAAAUUACCAAGAGAGGCUUAAAAUACAUAUCUUCAAUUUAAGUUAAGCUUUUAAGAGACACUAUUAUAUCUGUUGAAAGUAAUGAAAAAUACUCAAAUUAGUUGUGUGGCCUCUUACAGUGCUGAUAUGCUAAAAACUGAUCUUAUACUCAAGAUAUUGGUGUAUAGAGCAGUUAGAUAUGAGAAAGUCCUUUUUUAUAUAUUCCUCUUUUAUUUUUGGAAGUUUUAAUGUCUUUUUCUACUUUGUGAUGCUGCUUGUCUUGUAUCUUGUCUUUAUUUAACUUUUUUUUGGAUAAUGCUGCUUUUGGGUCUAUUUUUAUGAGCUGUUGAAUACUUUCACCUCAUUUUGACAUCAGUAAAAAUUAAAAGAUUUCACUUCAGUUCCUGCAAUGGUCAGUUUUAGAGACAUAGCACUGAGUGGAAUUUUUACAGGAUGCUGGAAAUCUUUGUACAAUUCACUUGUAGAGAAUACUCCUUCAAGAGGAUGGAAAACUAGACAUGUCUGGGAAGAGGCAUCUUUUUCUACAGGUAGAAAUAUAAUGAUGUCAGAUCAUAUUUUAUAAAAUUCAUAAUACUGUAGACUACUCUUAAUUCUCAUCUAUGUGUCCUUCAUUCCAAAAGGAAGAGGAAACUACUGCUCAGUAUAAUCAGAAAGAGCUUUAGUAUUUAUUUUUCAUCUUGGUAAGUAAUUUUUUUAAUUCUGACUACCAAUACCAUUCACCAUCUGAAAUAACACAACCAUAAGUUCCAUAUAUGCAUUAUAUUGCUCAGACAUACUCAGCAUUAUCUCGACUUCUGAAAUCUUUAUAUUGUGCUUUGUAUAUUUUAUAGUCAUUGUGUAAAAUAUAGCAAUACUGAGGGCACUGGUAUGAAAAAGUACAGCCCAGAAAAAAUAUGUUAGCACUCAUUAACUAAUCAUAUUUUUUCAAAUUUUUUCCACCCUGUUAAGUGAAGGGAAAAGUUUCUGGAACUUCCUUGCCUUUAAUUGUGCCAGCAGUCUCUCAAAGAAACAUAAAUUGCAUCUUCUGAAUAAUACACAGAAUAAACAGUGUAUUUUCAGAGGUGAAAGAGAUGACCCAAUAUUUAAAGCCAAUGUGUUUCCAUUUGCAUAAUCAUUUCAUUGGUAGCCUUGCAAUACAAGCUAGGCAUUUUCCCACUAAAAUUUCAGAAUUUGUAUGCAAUCUGGAACAUCAGUGUUGUCCCAGUAGCAACAGAAUGACUUUAAGCACAAUUAUUCUGUGAACCGAAUCCAAAUUUUUUGGAAAUUUCUAAAAUACAAGAAAUUGUAAGAAUUAGAUUUCAUAUGUAGUAUGUACAUUGGUUGGAGAAUACUGGUAUAAAAAUAGUUGCUCAGGAAUUCUUCAUUGUUUCUAAGUGAAUCUGAAGGAAAAUGCUUUAAAUGCAUUUUUUAAGUUUGUAAUAUUGAAAAUGCUGGCUUUAUUAAAAUCUGUUAGUGUUUUCACUUGUAAGAUCAAUAUUGUUCUGAAGUCUGUAGCUUUCUGAUGGAAUUUUCAAUCUUUUGUCAUUGUAAAAUCUCUUUGCAAUGGUGUUUGCAUUUCAAUUUAAUAAAAAUUCUUGAAUAAA
Pseudopipra pipra is the source of this 10749-nucleotide messenger RNA. It is a transcript of the gene PRLR, whose product is annotated as prolactin receptor. Gene Ontology annotation, molecular function: cytokine binding; prolactin receptor activity; peptide hormone binding. Bases 801 to 3287 code for a protein of 828 amino acids. Gene Ontology annotation, cellular component: external side of plasma membrane; signaling receptor complex; membrane. Gene Ontology annotation, biological process: cytokine-mediated signaling pathway; positive regulation of cell population proliferation. Lineage: Eukaryota; Metazoa; Chordata; Aves; Passeriformes; Pipridae. The record is from RefSeq and is a predicted model, not a curated record. The transcript has 14 exons.